GUCCGGGAGCCGGAGUGAGAGCCCGCGGUGUGCACGGCCGAAGCGCCCGGUCCCGCGCCCGCGUCCCCAAGGCAUGCCGGGCCCCCGCCUGCUGGCCGCGCUCUGCGGCGCGCUCCUCUGCGCCUCGGGACUCUUGGCCUUCUCCGGUGACUUCUGUGACUCUAGCCAGUGCCUGAAUGGUGGGACCUGCCUGUUGGGCCGGGACAACACCCCUUUCUACUGCCUCUGCCCUGAAGGCUUCACAGGCAUCAUCUGCAAUGAGACCGAGAAAGGUCCUUGUAACCCAAACCCCUGCUACAAUGAUGCUGAAUGCCAGGUGAUCAAGGACGAACACCGGGGGGACAUCUUCACCCAGUACAUCUGCAAGUGCCCUCAUGGCUACACAGGUGUCCACUGUGAGAUCACCUGCGCCAUGCCGCUGGGCAUGGAGACGGGUGCCAUUUCCGACUCGCAGAUCUCUGCCUCGUCUGUGUACUUGGGCUUCAUGGGUUUACAGCGCUGGGCCCCAGAGCUGGCCCGCCUGCACCGCACGGGCAUUGUCAACGCUUGGACAGCCAGCAACUAUGACAAGAAUCCCUGGAUCCAGGUGAACCUGGUACGGAAGAUGUGGGUGACGGGCGUGGUGACACAGGGUGCCAGCCGAGCAAGCAACGCCGAGUACCUGAAGACUUUCAAGGUGGCCUACAGCCUCAACGGACGCAAGUUCCAGUUUAUCCAGAGCGCGGAGGGGUCAGGAGACAAGCUGUUUGUGGGUAAUACGGACAACAGCGGCCUGAAGGUCAACCUGUUUGACUUCCCUCUGGAGGUGCAGUAUGUGCGGCUGGUGCCCAUCACCUGCCACCGGGGCUGUACCCUCCGUUUCGAGCUCCUUGGAUGCGAGUUGAAUGGAUGUGCUGAACCCCUGGGCAUGAAGGACAACACCAUCCCCGACAGGCAGAUCACGGCCUCCAGCAUCUACAGGACCUGGGGCCUGAAUGCCUUCAGCUGGUAUCCCUUUUACGCGAGGCUGGACAAGCAGGGCAAGUUCAACGCCUGGACCGCCCAGACCAAUGAUGCCUCUGAGUGGCUGCAGGUUGACUUGGGCACCCAGAGGCAAGUGACGGGCAUCAUUACCCAGGGGGCCCGAGACUUUGGCCACAUCCAAUAUGUGGCAGCCUACAAGGUGGCCUACAGUAACAACAGCAUGAACUGGACCGAGUACAGGGACCAGGGGGCCUUGGACAGCAAGAUCUUCCCUGGCAACUUGGACAACAAUUCCCACAAGAAGAACAUGUUUGAGAUGCCCUUCCUGGCUCGCUUUGUGCGCGUCCUGCCCGUAGCCUGGCACAACCGUAUCACCCUGCGUGUGGAGCUGCUGGGCUGCUAGCGGUAGGCCCGGCCUGCGCCACCCGAAGGGCCGCGGGGCGCCUGCCCUCACCUGGUCCUCCUGGCCUUCUGUUGGCCUGUGGCCUUCUCCACCCCACCUCCUGAUUGUAGGUGACGGGGGAAGGAGAGGCAGGGGUUUCAGUCACCUCCCCUCUCUCCUUCUCCCCUCCCCCCUCCUUCCCCUCCCCCUCCCCCAUGGCCCUGGCGCCCCGCCCUCACGCCGUCCCAUUUUCUUAGACACCAUGGGAGUGGAGUAGGUCUGGGAUGGAGAGGGAAGGGUGAAGUAGGGAGUCAGUUACCUGCACCCCUCGGAUCCCUGGUUCUAGUCUGUUUUCCCCGCACUCUCUCCCACACCCCACGUUCCCACGGCCCUGGAGGAAGGCCCUGAGGCGCCAGGCUGGAGAUAACGGUCUCCUGUCCCUUAGCCUGAUGCUGCCACCCUCCUGCUGCCACCUAGCCCCCCUCCCACGUGCCUCUUCUCUCCCUGGAGACCCGCCCCUCUUGACCCUUGUCCUGAAGCCUAAGAAGAAACAGAAGGGGGGGAGUGGGGGGGGCGGGCUUAUGGAGAGAGGGGUGGAGGUGGGUGGGCAUGGGGGGGGCACCCUCUGUGCUGGUUCUUUACCCCAGAGUACACAGGCAGCUUCCAAAAUAUAUUUAUAUCACCCCCUGAACUCUUGCUGUGGCUCAUCACUGCCCCGUCCACAUGGGCUUUGGCCUGGGCUGUCCCCCCCCCCCCCCCCCGCUCCCCUCAGGCCUUCCAGAUACCAGUAUUCUUGUAUCACCUGCUGGUUGUGGAGAACUUACGAGAAGGGAGAGACUAUUGGGGGUCGGGGGUCCCAUGGAGUCCUCAUGCCUGGGCCUCUUCUCCGUUCUCCCUGCCCCAGACCGACUCCUGCAGCCUUGGGGUCCACAGCUGCUGCCCAGUGAGGGGCCCAGGGGAUGCCUGGCACACACACAGCCGGUCUCCGUGAAUGCCUUUGCUCUCUUCCCGUGCCAGUAGGAGAGGCUGAGGCUGUUGGUUUUCCCCUUCAGCAUUUUCUCCGCUUCCAGAGUGAGGGGCCGGAGAAACGGCUAGAAACUCCGCGAACCUGGGCUGCAUUCAGAGCUGUGUGAGGCUCCAGCGGUGGGGUGCAGUGUGGGUGGAAGGGGCCAGGGCUCAGCCAAGUGGUCACGAGGUCUCCUGGCUGAGCACACUAGUUCCUGAGAGGCCGCUGGCAGGGCUGUGGGGCCGCAGAAAGCUCCAGGGGUACCCGCUCUGCUCUCACCACCCUGCCCCCCAAUGCAGGGGCAGUCAGGAAGCAGGCUUUGGGGGGGCAGUGCCGGCCACCCCCUGGUGAUCGGGGACAAGGGGGCUGGCAGGUAGAGGAGGGACCGAGUAGCUGGGAAAGGUAUGUAAAACCACCUUAGUAUCCUAGGCCUUGGAACACAAGGUGAAUUUUCUGGAACAAACUUUGGGAGCCUUGCUGGGAUAUACAUACAUCUCUAGGCAGCAGAUCUGGCCACAUGGCUGCCAAAGGGAGGGUGUGGCUUUGCUGGAACCUGGGGAGGAAAAUUAGUGUGGAAGUGGCUCCUUCCAGAGAGCUCCCCUUGCCAGCGAUUUUUAGCCAGGCAGGAACAGACUAAAGGCCCAGCCUGCGGUCUCUGAAUGGGGACUGGGGCUCCCCGCCCCUGGGGGUCUUUCAGCCGGGUCACUCCCUCCCGUCUCCGAGACCUCUUCUGUGGAGCUGCAUGGAUUGUGUUUGGAGUCAGUCCUUCUGGCUGGUUGGCGGCAUCUGGGCUCCCUCUGGGGAGCCUUUCCCGUCGACAACCCUGUUCUGGCCUCUCCUGGGGACUAGCAGCCAGUGGGAGGAGCUUCUUUUCAGUGCACCUGUGCUCUGGGAUGCUUCCACCUCCCCAGUCAACUGGGCCGUGAGCCUUGCUAGAAGUUGGGAGGCCCAUAAAGGGAAACGGAGAGCUUCACUCUUACAGGUCCACAACCCCCGUUCAUGGCAUGGAAUGUUUGCUGUGGGCCAGUCUCAUCGGCUGACUGGCCAUGGGGGCUGGUGAGCAGUCGUCACAAGGCCCCCACCUGGCCCAGGAGCCCCGAGGUCACUCUGGAGUAGCUGAAGCCACCCAGACCCUCCUCAUCUCUGCGACCUUGGAGGAGUUGGUCACGGCCUUCUAAAAGUCCCCCUCUGGAGAGCCUGGGGCCCUCACUCCUGCUCCCCCUGCCCUCGGCUCCUCUCGCCUGGGUAGUCUUUCCACUUCCGUAGACGUUCACCAUCUCCUCCCCAGAUUUGCUUUUAUUCCUGACCGCUGUCUGGGGGGCCAGCCCUGGCUGGCGUGUGAAACUUGCUGGAGCAAAACUGCCCUCCCCUGAUGUCGCCCCUGUUCCUUCACCUGUGGCCAUCAGCACCGGGAUGCAUUGGCCUGCCUCUCCCAGGAGUCUGGGAUCCCCUGGUUUAAACAGGGUGGAGUCCUGAGGAACGCAGGGCCUCCGGCUGGAAGAUCUGAGUUCACAUCUUGGCUCCAAGCAACCUGAGGCAACUUGUUGAGAUCUCUGGGCCUCAGUUCCCUCAUCUGUAAAAUGGAGAUAAUAGGACCGCCUCCACGGCCUUGUGGAGACUAACGCAGAGAACGCACAGAUGCAAAGCCUGGUGUGUUGGAGGCCUCAAACACUUUGCUCACGCCAUCAUUAGAGACGCUUGCAAGAGUUUCCUAACUGGUACUCGUGUUUUGUUUAUCACCCCUCCAAUCCAUCUGCACAGUGGUCAGACCUCUCCUCCUGGGGUAGGAACCUUCACUGGCUCCCGGAAGCCUGGCAUUCACUUCGGAUGUGGUGUGCCUUCUAGUUCGCUGCAGCUCUUGGUGCUCUGAUGUGCUUCUGGCUCUUGUGUAAGACACACACACACACACACGCUUGC
This is a messenger RNA of Acinonyx jubatus (cheetah), 4268 nucleotides long. It is a transcript of the gene MFGE8, whose product is annotated as milk fat globule EGF and factor V/VIII domain containing. Bases 74 to 1366 code for a protein of 430 amino acids. NCBI's taxonomy places the organism in Eukaryota, Metazoa, Chordata, Mammalia, Carnivora, Felidae. The transcript is spliced from 9 exons. The record is from RefSeq and is a predicted model, not a curated record.